Prosopis cineraria is the source of this 586-nucleotide messenger RNA. Its product is annotated as ATP synthase subunit epsilon, mitochondrial. Gene Ontology annotation, molecular function: proton-transporting ATP synthase activity, rotational mechanism. Gene Ontology annotation, biological process: proton motive force-driven mitochondrial ATP synthesis. The transcript is spliced from 2 exons. Bases 77 to 289 code for a protein of 70 amino acids. Gene Ontology annotation, cellular component: mitochondrial inner membrane. The record is from RefSeq and is a predicted model, not a curated record. NCBI's taxonomy places the organism in Eukaryota, Viridiplantae, Streptophyta, Magnoliopsida, Fabales, Fabaceae.
AGUUCCACAGACGAAGGAAGCUUUCCUUGGGCGAUUGAGAGGUAGAGGAGUUGCGAAAGAAAAGCAUCAGAGAAAGAUGGCGUCGAACGCAGCGGCACCGUUCUGGAGAGCGGCUGGGAUGACCUACAUCACCUACUCCAACAUUUGCGCCAAUCUCGUCAGGAAUUGCCUCAAGGAACCAUAUAAAUCUGAAGCCCUCUCUCGCGAGAAGGUCCAUUUCGUCGUCUCCAAGUGGGUCGAUGGCAAGCCUGAGAAGCCUACUGUUCGUUCAGACACAUCAGAGCAGUGAUUGGGAAUUGUUGGCGUUGGAAGCUUUGGUAGACUAAUGUCUUAAGAGCUUAAAUUGAAUCAAUACAUAGCUGAGAGAAUUUGUCAUUGUUGAAGUUACUGUUUAUAUUUGUUUUUCAUGCCCAUGCCAUAUGGUCUUGCCCUUUAUUUUGGAUUUGCACGGUUGAACCUGUAAUAAAUUAGGAGCGCAAUUUGCGACUGUCCGAAGCUUUCUAUUCCAAGCAUAGCAACUAGCAAAGAUUUUUUUUUUUUCCUUUGACUAGAAGAUUAUCUAAUUGGAAGGCCUCGGUGUUGUCUA